Molecule: messenger RNA, 2936 nt
Organism: Papaver somniferum (opium poppy)
Lineage: Eukaryota; Viridiplantae; Streptophyta; Magnoliopsida; Ranunculales; Papaveraceae
Product: DNA repair protein XRCC3 homolog
Exons: 2
Coding region: 125-1036 (303 amino acids)
Biological process (GO): resolution of mitotic recombination intermediates; double-strand break repair via synthesis-dependent strand annealing; t-circle formation
Cellular component (GO): replication fork; Rad51C-XRCC3 complex
Molecular function (GO): ATP hydrolysis activity; four-way junction DNA binding; ATP-dependent DNA damage sensor activity
Source: RefSeq, a predicted model, not a curated record
ACUUGUUCGCCAGGUCAUAUAUUGCCCGCUCGGAUACCCUACCGUCUGUGUUCUUCAGACAUGCGAAUAAACAGAACUGCAAACAGGAUGAAAAUCCUGCCGCCUUCAAUCAAACCUCUCUGAGAUGAACCCAGAAAAUCUUCUCAAUCAUCGUACCCAAAAGUGCAGUCUAGGUUGUCCAAUCCUUGAUCGCGUCCUCUCUGGUGGAAUCCCUUGUAACUCCAUUACAGAAAUCGUUUCAGAAAGUGGUUGUGGAAAAACCCAAUUAUGUCUACAGCUUCUUCUCGCAUCUCAACUACCCGUCUCUAAUGGUGGCCUAAACUCAUCAUCUAUUUACAUCCACUCAGAGUUCCCUUUCCCAUUUCGUCGUCUCCAACAACUCUCUCAUUCUUUUCGUUCUUCUUAUCCCCAUUAUCAAAACCCUUGUGAUAAAAUCUUUGUUCGUGGGGUUCAAUCUGCUGAAGAAUUACUUGGUUUAUUAGAUAGAAUUGAUAGUUUAAUUACAAACCCACCUUCUCAAAACCCACCUGUGAAACUUAUUGUGAUUGAUUCUAUUGCUAAUCUAUUUCGUUCUGAGUUUGAAAAUACUCCCGGAGACUUAAAGAGAAGGUCUGGUUUGUUUUUUAAGAUUUCUGGGGUGUUGUGGUUGAAAGCAAAGAAGUAUGGUUUAGCUGUUGUUGUUACUAACCAAGUUGUUGAUUUUUUUGAUGCUGGGGGGAUGAAUGGUGUGAGAGUUGGGAAUUUAGGGGUUUUCAAUACUUCUGGGAGAAGGGUUUGUCCUGCAUUAGGUUUAGCUUGGUCUAAUUUUGUGAAUUCAAGGUUGUUUUUAUCGAGGAACGACGAACCGGAUGGUUCUGACGGUGGGUUUAGAACAAGGAGAAGAUUGCAGAGUAGCAAUAAUGAAUGGGUUAAUGAGGAGUCAAGUAUCUCGUGGAGCUUUCCGGGAAGCUCUGCAAACCUUAAGUCAAAUGCACCGCAAAGAUAUUCAUCAACUCGACCAUUUCACCUUCCCGAUUGCUCUCAAGGCAGCUUGUAGAACUACUGCUACGUUGAGACAUGGGCAACAGGUCCACAACCUUGUCCUUCGUCUCGGCUUCCAAGUUGAUGUCUAUGUUGCUAAUGCUCUCAUUUCGAUGUAUUGUGGUUGUGCUCACCUUGAAGAUGCUGUGGUGUUGUUUAAUGAAAUGCCCCAAAGAAGCACUGUAACUUGGAAUACCAUUAUGGGGGGAUGUGUGCGAAAUGGACUACCACGCUUAUCUCUAUCUUAUUUCUCAAGCAUGUCUGAAGUUCCUGACUCUGUUACUAUGUCUAUUUUACUUCAAUCCCAUGCGCAUCUUGGCGCCACUGCUCUUCGUAGUGGUCGUUCAGUCCAUGCUCACAUCAUAAGACAACGAGCCGUUGGAGGCCACCAGCAAACUGCACCACAGACGUUGUUAGAGAUGGAAAAUGAUUGCCGUGUUGUAGAAAAUGCCCUAAUCCAUAUGUAUUUGGAAUCCUCAUGUUUGUCUUAUGCCGAGAAAGUCUUUCAAGGAAUUCCAACAGAUAUUUGAGAUCCCAUCAGUUGGACCACCAUGAUAUCUGGUUACGUACGAAAUGAUAUGCACUAUCUAGCAUUAGCAACAUUCCGUUGCAUGCUGAUGCGGCAACAACUAUGUAACAGUGGAGAUGUAUUAAGCUUAGAUUCUUCUACGGUUGCCACGGUAAUGCCUUCUCUCACAUUGCUUCGACAUGGGAAGGAGAUGCAUUGCUUUGCACUCAAGCGUGGAUUCGAUCGGUCUAAUGUGUUCGUUGCCACUUCACUACUUCAUAUGUAUGGUGAACUUGGAUCCAUAGAAUGUGCAGCCAAACAAUUCAAAAGAGUUGAGGAGAAGAAUGUAGCUGUGUGGACUGCUAUGCUAACAGCCUAUGCCAGACAUGGCCGUAAUAAAGAUUGCUUUAGACUUUUUGAUGAGAUGAGACUGCAGGAAGGUGUCACUCCAAACCCUUUAACCUUCAUGGGUGUGCUUAUUGCAUGCACUCAUGCAGGUCUUGUAGAGGAAGCCCUAGAUUGUUUUAAAUGCAUGACACAGGACUAUGGGAUCACGCCUGACAUGCAUCACUAUGCCGCCAUGGUGGAUGUGCUAGGUCGAGCUGGAAAGCUAAAGGAGGCCUUGGAGUUCAUUGUCACCAUGCCUGUAAAGCCUACUGCACCUGUUUGGGGAUCUCUAAUGGCUGCUUCUGCUCUUCAUCAUGAUUUUAAGCUCGGACAUGAGGUGGCCAAGAUCGUGAUGAAAAUGGAACCAGAAAAUCCAGGAAAUUUUGUGUUCCUGCACAACAUGAUGGCUCAAGAUGGAAGAUGGGAUGAUGUUAGUGUGGUAAGAGAGACGAUGAAACUCCAUGGGUUUGAAAAGAUUCCCGGGCACAGUUCAAUCCAUGUCUCCCCAGUAAGCACUUAGCUAAUGUUACAAAUUUGAUCAUGGAAUCAACAAUCUGUCUCACAAAAUCGGCUUUGAACAAGGUAUAAAAUCCAAUUACUUGUCUUAUUCGUUUCUCUUAUUUUGGAGUCAGUAUAUCUAGAAUUUCUGUGAAUAGAUCCAGCUCCACAGCCCCAAAUCUAUCUAGACACAUAGGUUUGCAUAAUUUCCUCUUGAAAGACCAAAACAUACAUCUCAUAAGAUGAAACACACCUAAGGAACGUGACAUCAUUACCCAAUUCAUGUAUAUAAAUGAAAGCAAAUAAAGCCAUUCAUUACAAGCAAAUCGGUCCCUUGCUAUUCCACAGUUUCAUAUGCAGCACAAGGCAUUCUCAUCAUUUCUGUCGCUUCUGUCAAUUAUGUACAAUCUUUUCAGUUUUUUGUAAGGCAAUUCUUGCAUAUUUAUAAGUGUUGUUUUACUGGUUACAAUUUCCUUUAUCAUUAAGUUAUUUGUGGAAUAAAAUUGCAGUCACUUGUAUAUUA